AUGUCUUCCACAGCCUCUACCCCGCCUAAGAAGUACUACAAGGUAGCCGUCCUCCUGUUCGACGGGGUCGACAUCCUUGACUUUGCGGCACCAAUGGAGAUCCUUACUCAUACAUCCCAUAACCGAAACCCUGAUAAUCCGGAUCGCGUGUUCAGCAUCAAGACCGUGGCUCGCGCGCCCACGGUGAACGCCAAGCAAGCUCUGACCGUCCAGGUGGACCUACUUCUCGACGAGGCGCUACAGACCAUUGCGGACUUUGACAUUCUCAUCGUCCCCGGCGGCCCCCCAUCUCUGAUUACCCCUAUGGUCGCAUCCAAUCCGCUGGAGGUCGAGCUGAUUCGCAAAUUCGCUACUCUACCUCCCAAGACGCCAGAUGAACCGCGGGUGCUGUGCUCCAUGUGCACCGGUGCGUUCCUGGUUGGAGCAGCCAGGCUGUUGACCGGAGUUCCAGUGACGACCCAUCAUCGGGCUGUCGAAAGACUCCGCCAGUUCUGCAUUCAAGUCAAUGGGGACGAUGUUCCUCCCCCGGAGGUGUCGCAUAAGCGUUAUAUAGACGCCGGCAUUCUGAAAACUGGACAUGCUAGGCUGAUUACGGCAGGAGGGGUCAGUAGUUCUCUGGAUGCUUCUCUGUACCUCGUGAGUCAGUUGACAUCCCUCGACAUGGCCGCGUUUAUUUCCCGGGUGAUAGAAUAUGAUUGGAAACCGCUUGCGGAGGAAUAG
Messenger RNA from Aspergillus clavatus NRRL 1, 720 nucleotides. It is a transcript of the gene xanA, whose product is annotated as isonitrile hydratase-like protein xanA. The transcript has a single exon. Lineage: Eukaryota; Fungi; Ascomycota; Eurotiomycetes; Eurotiales; Aspergillaceae. The coding region runs from base 1 to 720 and encodes 239 amino acids. The record is from RefSeq and is a predicted model, not a curated record.